Messenger RNA from Amyelois transitella, 3506 nucleotides. It is a transcript of the gene abo, whose product is annotated as DET1 homolog. The record is from RefSeq and is a predicted model, not a curated record. Lineage: Eukaryota; Metazoa; Arthropoda; Insecta; Lepidoptera; Pyralidae. Bases 251 to 2017 code for a protein of 588 amino acids. The transcript has 5 exons. Gene Ontology annotation, cellular component: cullin-RING ubiquitin ligase complex; nucleus. Gene Ontology annotation, molecular function: ubiquitin protein ligase binding; ubiquitin-like ligase-substrate adaptor activity. Gene Ontology annotation, biological process: positive regulation of proteasomal ubiquitin-dependent protein catabolic process; protein ubiquitination.
CUUAGCUCUCAAACUUUGGGUUUCUGAUUGUGUUCAAUAUUUUAUUUUUAUAAAAAUUGAUAGAAAUUGUGUAAAAUUUUAAGCUAGGUCACAUUUAUCAUGACAUGCUGAUUCAGAUCAUAAAUAAAUCCAAGUACUUUAAAAAGUUUGCGUAAAUGAAUUUAAGUGUAUUCUUGAUUGAAUAGAAAUCAUGCCAGUUGAACCAGUUUUCUUUCCAUGAUCAAAACUUAGAGACAAAUAAUUUGUCGAAAUGGCUUCAACAAGUAAUCAGAGUAAUGUUUAUUAUGAAGACAUUCCACCUGGGACCCUCAACGAGGAGGAGUUCUUUUGCACAGAGCGUAUUGUCCCUAGGAAAAUAAAACCCCAAAACAUUGUUGUGAGAUUAAUGGAAAGAGAAAUAUAUGGAUCGAAAAAGCCAGGUUCGCAUUUCCAUGUGGUGCGAGAGUUCUACCAGAAUAUAUUUCCUAAUUUGACAAUAGUGAACGUUGAAAAACCUCCAUGUUUCCUAAGGAAAUUCAGUCCGGAUGGAAAGCAUUUUAUUGCCUUUUCUGCUGAUCAAACUUCCUUAGAGAUAUAUGAAUACAGAGGAGCUGCAGCAGCUGGAGACCUUGUUGCGGGCUAUCCUUCAGAUUUGUUGAAUGCUGAUGCUGACAUACAUUACCGGAUCAGAACCCAUAUUUUCUACCGUUUUUUCAAACCAAAAUAUACAGUGAAUGUAUGUCAGCAACGUGAAGUACCAAGAAAUGAGCGAAACUCUAAUCAUAUGCCACCAAUGGAGCAGCAGCUCAACAGAGAAUGCAGCCUGUUCACUGAGGAUGGCCGGUAUGUCAUAGUGGGCUCUGCGGCGCACAUCCCUGAUGACCUCAGACCACACUUCUAUCACAUACACAGCAACAAUGAGGCUGUUACGCCUACUAUGAGGUCAGCAUUGGAAGAUUAUUCCCUCCAUCUGGUGGAUUUGCACCAGGGCAAGUUAUGUGAUACAAAACAUUUUAGGAUUGAUAAAAUCUAUCUCUCUCAUAACCAAGGCAUCUACCUGUACAAGGAAGUGCUGGCGGUGCUUUCCGUCCAACAUCAGACAAUACAUUUAUUCCAAAUUGUUGAUGGAAUGUUGAUUGAGAUGAGGAAAAUAGGCAGAUUCUGUUAUGAUGACGACCCAUUUAUUGUUAGUUCAGUGUUUGCACCACUUUUACACGAAAGACCCUUCCAUGAAGAGACAAUAAAUAGUUUGAAACACAGACUGCUUGUUUUCCUAUUCAAAAGAGCAAAGACGAUUAGCGACGAGAGCAGAGAUCCCCUUGAACUAAGGAAAUUUUAUAAAUACUUUGACAUGUUCAGGAGUCUGAGAAUGUGGAAGAUGCAACUGCUUGAUGAAGACCAUCUCUUUAUUAAGUAUGCAAGUGAAGAAGUAGUCACGUUGAGAGUGGCCGAACCGAACAGCCAGUCAUCAUUCUUUGUGAUAUACAACAUUAGUGAGAGUAAAAUUUUGGAAGUAUAUGAAAACACUUCUGAAGGGUUGUUACAACUGUUUGAAAAUUACUGUGAUUGUUUUAGAAAUGCCAGACUGUGCGCUGAUUCACAAUUUACGUGCUCGCCGUCUAACAAUCUGUAUGCUCGCAUGACACAGCAGAGGUUCAAGCAGACAAUUGUAAGAGCUAUAUACGGCGGGCGCACAGAGGCUACUAAAAGAAUAUUGGCUCAGUUACCCAUAAGUGCCCAAUCAUAUAGCGGUUCUCCAUAUUUAGACUUGGGUCUUUUUAGUUAUGACGAUAAAUGGGUCUCUGUGAUGGAAAGGCCCAAAGCUUAUGGUGAAUAUCCUAUUAGGUUUUACGCUCGGGAUUCGGGUCUAUUGAAGUUCAAGAUCUACGCCGGCGUGCUGGGCCAGUCGGUGCCCGCGAGCGCGCGGCGGCUGGUCGCGUUCACCUUCCACCCCACCGACCCCUUCGCCAUCAGCGUGCAGCGAACUAACUCAGAGUACAUUGUCAAUUUUCACAUAAGGAACGCUGUGUACAGCUGAUGUUUCAAAAGAAUACUGCUUUAUUGCAGAAGAUCCUAGGGAACAUAUUUUCUAUUACGUGCAGAAUAUGUAGGAUUGUUUCAGCCUCUUAGAGAUCGAGCAUGCAGGCAUAUUUGCGCGUUACAUACUUGGUAUAAAAAGACGACGCGAUAAAUCCUUACUCAUUUUGAUAACGCAUCUUUCCAAAAGGGAUAAAAUAGGUACACAAUUUUCUUCCUAAGAGUAAUAGGACUGUAGUAAUAGGCUUCUAAAAUUGGUUGCUAUACAAUGAAUCGAAAAGAUAUUUGUCACGAUAGGUGUAAUUUAAAAAAAUGUAUAGUAAAUAAGUAAAAAUAUAUUGAAACAAAAUCGGUCCUUCGGCCGGUAAAAUCAACGACUUAUAAAUAAACAUAAAAUCUAACGCCUAUGCGGUUUGUCGAUCUUACGUACAAAAACUGAUAUCAACCAUUUUGAAUUGCACACAGAUUAAGAUCGGUGCCAUAUUUUUGUGUGCAUCUUAUCAAUUUUAAGACGGCUGUCUGACAAAAAGUGAUAUGUUGAACGCAUGGCAGUCGGGUUUCCUUCCAUUAAAACGUUUAUUUUCAAUGUGGUGUAAAAUAAUAAGAGAAUGUGUAUAUAUCUGACGAGUUACUACUAUGUAGUAAAUUGUAUUGACGUUAGUUUUAUACUAUAGGCAAGGGCACAGAAUAGGCUAUUACACUCUUUUUUGAAAACUGUUUUAAAUCAAUCCUGAGACUGUGUUAUACCUAUAGAAUUUUUAUUAAAAUUUUUUGAAGCCGAAAAGUGCUCUAAAAACGAUUUAUUAUUUAUGAUUUUGUAUUUUCGCGCGAAAACGCCAUCCGCCAUGCUGGUUUGACUCGUGACGUCAUACUUUUAGUAAACAAUACAAAAAAUAGGUUAUGUUGGAUUGGUUGUGUAAUAAUUUACCUAUUAUAAUUGUGUAUUGUAAGAGAAUGUUUAAUACAAUAAAUACUUACAUCGCUGUUUUAACAUUUCUUAAUUCAGCAGAACAGAAAUCGGGAUUGGACGCAAAAAAUUUCGCCACCAUCAACGUAUUAAUCCUCGGUAGAUUUAUAUUGUCUGCUUUUACAAAACCGUCUUCCAUGAUUCUAUUAAAUUAUUAAAGAGUAAAAACCCAAAAAUGUGAUAGAAAUUUUAAAAUUUCAAAAUAAACAGAGCCUGACAUCAUCAAUAUGUUUUCGAUUCGAUAUUUGUUUACUAAAAGUAUGACGUCACGUCAGUACCCAACAUGGCGGAUAGCGUUUUCGACUUUUGAAGAACAGAUUAAAAAAGAGGAUUUUUUAAAUUGAAUUAUAAAAUCCAUAUUGCACUUUUAUGAAUAAUGAUCGAUGUUUUUCUUUUAUUUUUUACAAAAUCUAUAAGAUACGUGCAUUUUUAUAUUUUUUUUUACAUGGUGUAAAAUAGCCUAUUAUUAAAAUAUGGGGAGCUUGGUUAAUAAACGCAAAAUAAACUGCCUGAUUAAUGUCAA